CUUCCCGACACUUUUCUGUCUUAUCUUGUCAGAAUCUCUUACUACUCCUUGCAUUUCCUCCCUGUUUUGCCUAGCCGUCUCUCCGUCCGCCACUCCCCCACCCUAUUCUCGGCCUCAUAUCAACCUCCCUGUCCUCCUUCGGCGGAGAUAAUUCCCCGGGGACAAGCUUGCGCAUUCACCCUCCUCACAUUGUCACACAUGCAUACUGUGUCCUCUGCUCCUGACAAACAAAGUGCCGAGUUUACCAUUGGGUCGGGGGCAUAGUCACUUGAUCAGGCCUAAGGUACCGUCUCGUGAAACCUAGACCUAGGAAGAGCAUCGGUGUCUUCUCGGAUUCGCCUGCCUUUUGUGCUGCCUAUUAACUCGAUCGCAAGCGAUAAGUCGCCCACGUCGCCGCAAUGUUCUUCUCCCAACUACCCAUCCAUCUUCAGCGCGCUACCGAGCUACAGCAGGAGCCCCCUAAAGGUAAGCCGUAUAGCAUCGCCUUACCCGGCACGGAAAAGCCAGGGCGCUCUCCAGUCUAUCGGGCCUGGAACUCAGCAAAAGAGCUAGUGAACACUCUGGAUCCGAAGGUCGCCACUGCGCAUGAUAUAUUCGAGUCGACCGCCAAUAGAGUGCCCAAGAGUCACUGCUUGGGAUGGCGCCCGUUUGAUCCGGUGACCAAGGCUUACGGUCCGUAUCAAUGGUUGGAUUAUGAGACGGUUCAGAAGCGACGUACCGCCUUUGGUGCUGGUCUGGUCGAAUUGCAUCACAAACAUGACUGCCAUCGCUCCGGCCAGUAUGGUGUUGGUUUGUGGUCCCAGAACCGGCCAGAGUGGCAACUGACUGAUCUUGCCUGCAUGUCGCAAAGUCUGUACUCGGUCUCCAUCUAUGAUGUUCUCGCAGCAGACGCAACGGAGUAUAUCAUUAACCACGCCGAACUGCACUGUGUCGUGACCUCUUUGCCUCAUAUUCCGACCUUGCUCAGAUUAAAGCCGAUGCUACCUAGUUUGAAGAUCAUUGUCAGCAUGGAUCCUUUGGACGCAGGGGAACCAGCCGAUCUUUCUAAGCGCGCCAUUCUCGAAUCGGUUGCGGCUGGCUUAGAAGUGUCUAUCUAUACGAUUGAUGAAGUGGAAGAGCUUGGAACUCUGUCAAAGCGUACCUGCAAUCCCCCUAGCCCAUCCGAUAUUGUCACCAUCAACUAUACGUCUGGAACUACAGGUAAUCCAAAAGGAGUGGUUUUGACUCAUGAAAAUACCGUUGCAGCAACUUCAAGCGCCCUCGUCGUCACCACGCAAGCUCCUGGUGACACUUUAGCGUCCUAUCUUCCUCUAGCUCAUAUCUACGCUCGGUUGUCGGAGCAUGCAGCGUUCUGGGCGGGGGCUAGGAUCGGCUACUUCCAUGGAAAUAUGUUGGAGCUCGUCGAUGACCUCAAGGUCCUUAAGCCUACUGGAUUCAUGUCCGUUCCGAGACUGUUCAGUCGCUUCGGAAACGUCAUUCGCUCAGCCACUGUGGAUCACCCUGGCUUCAAAGGGGCUUUGUCGAGACAUGUUGUCGCCGCGAAGACUGCAAACCUGGAAAAUCCUGACCCCAGCAAAGCUACAAUAAAGCAUGCGUUGUAUGAUCGCAUCUGGUCGAGAAAGGUGUCGGCAGCGCUUGGUCUCGAGCGUACUAGAGUGAUGGUCUCUGGAUCUGCUCCUUUGGACCCGACCCUUCACCAGUUCUUGAGGGUUGCUACCGGCACUGAUAUUAUCCAGGGUUACGGGCUAACCGAAACCUACGCGAUUGCAUGCGCGCAGUCUCCCCGAGAUCUGACUGCUGGAAAUUGUGGGCGGCUCGCCCCAUGCAACGAAGCCUGCCUAGUCUCUCUUCCGGAUAUGGAUUACUCGGUCGAUGAUAAGCCUUUCCCCCGGGGUGAACUGCUACUGCGGGGGGGGAAUGUUUUCCGCGAAUACUACAAGAAUCCCGAGGAAACAUCCAAGGCGAUGACUGAGGAUGGAUGGUUCCGGACCGGCGAUGUUUGUACCAUUGACGAUAUGGGCCGGAUAGUCAUUAUUGACCGUCGCAAGAACGUCCUGAAGCUGGCACAAGGAGAAUACAUUUCCCCUGAGCGGCUAGAGGGCGUGUAUUUGUCUGAGCUGGGCUACUUUGCGCAGGGCUAUGUUCAUGGCGAUAGUGUGCAGACUUUCUUGGUGGGCAUUUUCGGCGUGCAACCUGAGUCAUAUGCUCCGUGGGCCAGCAAAGUGCUCCGCCGAAGCAUCGAGGCCACGGACAUUGAAAGCAUCAAAUCGACUUUGGACGAACCUCAAAUACGCCGCGCGGUGUUGCGAGAUCUGGACCGCGUUGCAAAAAAGCACAAACUUGCCGGGUAUGAGAAGAUCAAGAAUUGUGCACUAAUGCUUGACCCGUUCACGGUCGAGAACAAUUUACUGACGCCAACGCUGAAGCUGAAACGGCCCCCAGCUGUGAAGAAAUACCGCCAGCUCCUGGAUGACUUGUACACCAAAGCGUUAGCUGAGGAGGCCGCUCCUAAGGCCAAGCUUUAAAGAGGUAUUGACCUCAAGAUCUUUUUGUGUGGGGGACUUAGGGAGAAUAUGCUGGCCAGUCAACCUCCUGAAGCCACCGUGUAUAUACAUUUCCAGUCUUCUUCGAUUCUCCCUGUAAUUUAGCACUUUCGUGAUACUCGAAUCCAAGGCUGAGCCUUCGAGUACAGAUUUAAGGAUUGAUCGGGCUGGGCUGGAAUCUUCUUUCAUGUACACCACAGCAUAAACAGAGGG
Aspergillus homomorphus CBS 101889 is the source of this 2756-nucleotide messenger RNA. RefSeq names its product putative AMP-binding enzyme. The transcript has 4 exons. The coding region runs from base 399 to 2525 and encodes 708 amino acids. Gene Ontology annotation, cellular component: endoplasmic reticulum; membrane. NCBI's taxonomy places the organism in Eukaryota, Fungi, Ascomycota, Eurotiomycetes, Eurotiales, Aspergillaceae. Gene Ontology annotation, molecular function: long-chain fatty acid-CoA ligase activity. The record is from RefSeq and is a predicted model, not a curated record. Gene Ontology annotation, biological process: long-chain fatty acid metabolic process.